Molecule: messenger RNA, 363 nt
Organism: Scutellospora calospora
Lineage: Eukaryota; Fungi; Glomeromycota; Glomeromycetes; Diversisporales; Gigasporaceae
Source: the annotation of a GenBank genome assembly
ACUUCUCAAUAUCAUUGUGAUACUUGUGAUUUUGAUGCUUGUCCUAGUCAUUGUAAGUCUGGUGAAAAAUGUGAACCUAAAAGUCAUUGUCGAAAACGUCAUCCACUUCGUUAUUCGCAAUCACCAGCAAUGUGGAUGUGUGAUGAAUGUAGAAAACUUUGUUAUGGAAGACGUUUAAAAUGUAAUCAAUGUGAUUAUGAAAUGUGUCCAACAUGUUUGUCAAAUGAGGAUCUUGCUUAUUUGAAAAUUCGUUCCUUUAUUCCAACUGACAAUUGUUUUGAAAAUUUAAGAGAGUGGUUACAUCUACCGGAUGAUGACAUUUCAUUUGUGACAGAAGAAGAUAUGGACGAAAUAUUUCUAUGA